Nerophis lumbriciformis (worm pipefish) is the source of this 1782-nucleotide messenger RNA. The record is from RefSeq and is a predicted model, not a curated record. NCBI's taxonomy places the organism in Eukaryota, Metazoa, Chordata, Actinopteri, Syngnathiformes, Syngnathidae.
AUGUCUGGAGUGAGCAGCUCAUUCGGGCCGGUGGCGCGGCUCGAGGGCCGUGAGUUCGAGUAUCUGAUGAAAAAGCGCUCGGUGACCAUCGGCCGCAAUUCGUCGCAGGGCUCCGUGGACGUCAGCAUGGGUCACUCGAGCUUUAUUUCGCGGCGACACCUGGAGAUUUUCACCGCCAGCGACGACGGGACCGGCGGGGGAGACUUCUACCUCCGCUGCCUGGGGAAGAACGGGGUGUUCGUGGACGGGGUGUUCCUCCGCCGGGGAGCCGCUCCGCUGCAGCUGCCGCCCAUGUGCACGUUCCGGUUUCCCAGCACCAAUAUCAAGAUCACCUUCACGGCUCUGUCCAGCGGCAGGAAGACAAGGCGUGAAGCCCCCGAAUCUCCAGUCAAGCCGGUGCAGCCUCACUUUGCGCCGCUCACCAUUAACAUUCCCGACAACCUCGCCCACCUCAUGAGUCCACUGCCCUCGCCGACUGGAACCAUCAGCGCCGCAAACUCGUGCCCGUCCAGCCCUCGUGGCGCCGGCUCUUCGGGGUACCGCAUGGGGGGCCGCAUGGUGAGCUCUGCUGAGCUGCAACUGAUUAGCGACAACUCUCAGCCCGAGAACGACAAGGAUGCAUCGGGAGAGGACAGUCCCAAGGACGACUCCAAGCCGCCGUACUCGUAUGCUCAGCUGAUCGUUCAGGCUAUUACGCUGGCGCAGGACAAGCAGCUGACACUUAACGGGAUCUACAACCACAUCACCAAGAAUUACCCUUACUACAGAACCGCUGACAAGGGCUGGCAGAACUCCAUCCGCCACAACCUGUCGCUGAACCGCUACUUCAUCAAGGUGGCGCGCUCGCAGGAGGAGCCUGGCAAAGGUUCCUUCUGGAGGAUAGACCCGUCCUCGGAGGGCAAGCUUAUCGAGCAAGCUUUCAGGAAACGGCGUCCCCGUGGCGUCCCCUGCUUUAGGACUCCUCAUGGACCACUCUCCUCCAGGAGCGCCCCAGCCUCCCCAAACCACUCGGGGGUUCUGUCAGCUCACUCCAGCGGUGUGCAAACCCCUGACAGUUUGUCCAGAGAGGGCUCCCCGGUCCCCAUGGAGAUGGACACCUCCUCCAUUGCCCCCGCUGCCACCGCCCCCACCACGGUGGUCCAACCCAAACUGGCCGUGAUCCAAGAAGCUCGCUUUGCACAGAACACACCAGGCUCUCCAGUCGGCAACCAGCCGGUGCUGAUCGCGCUGCAGGGUCAGCUACCUCAAAGCAUGAAGCCGGUCACCUACACCAUGGCGUCUCCGGUCAGUGCCGGCUCUUCUCAGCCGGUUCAAACAGUCCAGACGGUCCAUGUGCUGCAGCAGAUCCCCGCCACCGCCGCUGUCAUCGCACAACCGGCCGCCGUCGUGUGCAAGAGCGAACCGCAGGAGAACGGAGAACGCGCCGACGGCAAAGUGAAAGUUGAGACUGUGCCCACCAUAACAGCUACGGGAGCGGUGGGUCGCAUCAUCCAGACUUCGGCGGCAUCCGGACCUCUGCAGACCGUCACUAUUCUAGGCCAGCACCAGCUGCCCAUCAAGACCAUCACACAGAAUGGAAACCACAGCAUCACCACCGCCAUACAGAGCAGCGGUCCAUCUGUGGCCAGCCCACUUCACCUGCUCGCCGACCACGCCUCCGCCUCGGCGUCAUUGCCCACUGUUAAGCGGCCGAACGGGGAUCAGCAGGUGGGACCACCGGAUGCCAAACGGAUCAAAAUGGAGGAUGAUGAGGCAAGACCAGCGGACAACGGUAACAGCUAA